AUGUGGUCUUUAUGUGUCCAGAUGCUCAAGUCCAUCCUGAGUGCGGAGGAGAGCAGAGGGUCCUAUGAUGCAGAUCAGAAGCAUCUCAAAGCUGCACACAAGGAGUUCUUCAGAUGCUGUGAGACUGAGCUGACUAAAGUGACGCUCUUCUACUCAGAGAAGCUGAUGGAAGCUAAGAGGAAGAUGGCCGGCUUUGGAUCCGCCACACAGUGCUGCUCUAUCUCAGAGACGAUGCAGACCGUGACCCAAACUGAUUCGUUAUCUGACCUGUGGAGAGUGUGUAAAGGCAACCCUGAUCUCCACCAGCUUCAACUGGCCACCAGUGAACUCCACCUCAGCCUGGUCUACCUGCAGAGCUACCAGCAGCUGAACUGCAGUGCCUUCUGCAAGAUCAUGAAGAAGUAUGACGCCAAGUUUGUGUCGGAGAGGGGUCAGCGAUGGAUGAAGGAGAAGCUGGACACUUCGCUGCUCAACACCGACAGCCACGGAACUCAACAGCUCAUGGACAAGUUAGAGGCUCUCAUGUGUCACCUGGAGGGAGAAAACCGACAGAAAGCUCUAAAGAGACUCCGGGUCCCACAGAAGGCUCUUAAACAGUCAGAGCAGACGUGGAUCAUGUUUCGCAUCGGACUGGCGUGUGGGCUUCUCAUCGUCCUCUUCGCUCUCAUCCUCAUCCAGGUUGUGCGGGCAUCGGAGUGGGAGCGUGUGCAUCCUGUCCUGCGCGUCCACAGAGGCUGCUUCCUGCUGCUGGAGUUCCUGCUGCUCAUAAGCCUCAGCAUGCUCCUCUGGCGAAGGGCAGGGGUCAACCACGUGCUCAUCUUCCAGCUGGACCCCAGAGACCACCUCACACAUCAGCACCUCCUGCAGCUGCGGGUGCUCUCUGCUCCUCUGUGGCCCGUGGCGUUUGCAGACUGCUGGCUUGCUGACCAGCUCAACAGCCUCAGCCCACUGUUUCUGGACCUGUGGCAUCUCCUCUGUUCCUAUAGCAACAAGGGAGCUGGACAGGAUGCUCUGACAUCAGGUCAUCAGGCCCCUGAGCAGGCGAGCUGUGGUCUGUCAGCCCUGGCGGCGACGUGUCUGAUCCAAUGCUUCCCCCCCUGGCUGCGUCUUGCCCAGUGCCUGAGGCAGUUUUGGGACAGCAGAGACGCCGUCCACCUCCUCAACGCUGGCAAAUACGCCACGGUCUUCCUCAUGGUCAUGUUCGCCGGACUCUACAACAGAGCCAGAGUGCACCCUGGCCAGGUGUGGGAGGUGAAUGUGUGUGUGUACCUGUGGGCUGUGUCCACCUGCUUCAGUGUGUUGGUGUGUGUGAGCUGGGACCUACGCAUGGACUGGACUCUGCUGCAGGGCCACGGACUCCUGAGGAGAGAGUUGCUGUACACACACGAGGCGCUGUACUAUGGCGGUAUGCUGCUGGACGUGGUUCUGCGUGUGUGCUGGGCGGUGAACAUCCUGCUGGCCCAGAUGAGGGACUCUGUAGCUGCAGCCUCCGUCAGCAGCGUGCUGGCCCCUCUAGAGGUGCUCAGACGGUGUGUGUGGAACAUGUUUCGUCUGGAGAGCGAGCAGUUGAGAAACUGUGAGCUGAUGCGUGCCGUCAGAGAUGUGGACUUCCCAGAAUCCUGUGCGUGUCUGCCAGAGCACGUCCUGCAGGAGUGGAGGCAGAACCAGAACCAGGAGGAGACGGGCCCGGGUCAGCAGAACCAGAACCUGGACUGCUGCAGAACCCCCUCAGACCACUCCUGCACAGCCCUCCUGCUCACCUGUUUGAACAGAGUGCACGGAGAAGCUCUAUCAGUGGAGGACAGAACGCCUGAGGACAGCGAGUGGGACAGAACAUGGAUAGAGAAGAAGAUGUUGGACACGCGAAACGUUGAAAAUGACCCUAAAAACCGUGACGUGAAAUGUGCUAUGCUCUGACUGUUGCUUAU
Molecule: messenger RNA, 1928 nt
Organism: Alosa sapidissima (American shad)
Lineage: Eukaryota; Metazoa; Chordata; Actinopteri; Clupeiformes; Clupeidae
Product: xenotropic and polytropic retrovirus receptor 1 homolog
Exons: 13
Coding region: 1-1917 (638 amino acids)
Biological process (GO): cellular response to phosphate starvation; phosphate ion transport
Cellular component (GO): cytoplasm; Golgi apparatus; plasma membrane
Molecular function (GO): inositol hexakisphosphate binding
Source: RefSeq, a predicted model, not a curated record